This is a messenger RNA of Girardinichthys multiradiatus, 2554 nucleotides long. Its product is annotated as heat shock 70 kDa protein 1-like. Gene Ontology annotation, molecular function: ATP hydrolysis activity; heat shock protein binding; ATP binding. The coding region runs from base 277 to 2196 and encodes 639 amino acids. NCBI's taxonomy places the organism in Eukaryota, Metazoa, Chordata, Actinopteri, Cyprinodontiformes, Goodeidae. The transcript has 2 exons. Gene Ontology annotation, biological process: protein refolding; cellular response to unfolded protein. The record is from RefSeq and is a predicted model, not a curated record. Gene Ontology annotation, cellular component: cytoplasm; blood microparticle; vesicle.
CGCACAGUCAGGUACAGCAACAGCUAAGAGUGAAGAAGGAGAAGAACAACAAGAACAAGAAGAAGAAGAAGAAGGAGAAGAACAACAAGAACAAGAAGAAGAAGAAGGAGAAGAACAACAAGAACAAGAAGAAGAAGAAGAAGGAGAAGAACAACAAGAACAAGAAGAAGACGAAGAAGGAGAAGAACAAUAAGAACUACAUAAGAAAGAGAAGAAUCCUCUUCAUCACAGCACUGAAGAUCAACACACAGCGGACUGAAAGGAAACUCAGCCAAGAUGUCUGCAGCUAAAAACGUAGCCAUCGGCAUCGACCUGGGCACCACCUACUCCUGUGUGGGGGUUUUCCAGCACGGAAAAGUAGAAAUCAUCGCCAACGACCAGGGCAACCGGACCACCCCCAGCUAUGUGGCCUUCACUGACACCGAGAGGCUGAUCGGGGACGCUGCCAAGAACCAGGUGGCUCUGAACCCCAGCAACACGGUGUUUGACGCCAAGAGGCUGAUAGGACGAAAGUUUGAUGAUCUGGUGGUGCAGGCCGAUAUGAAGCACUGGCCCUUCAAGGUGCUUUCAGAAGGAGGGAGGCCCAAAAUUCAAGUGGAGUACAAAGGGGAGAACAAAGCCUUCUUCCCAGAGGAAAUCUCCUCCAUGGUCCUGGUAAAGAUGAAGGAGAUCGCUGAGGCCUACCUGGGCCACAAGGUGUCCAACGCCGUCAUCACAGUCCCCGCCUACUUCAACGACUCCCAGCGACAGGCCACUAAAGACGCAGGUGUCAUCGCGGGACUCAACGUCCUGAGGAUCAUCAACGAGCCCACCGCGGCCGCCAUCGCGUACGGUCUGGACAAAGGCAAGUCAGGAGAGAGAAACGUUCUGAUCUUUGACCUGGGCGGAGGCACCUUCGACGUGUCCAUCCUGACCAUCGAGGACGGCAUCUUUGAAGUGAAGGCCACGGCCGGAGACACUCACCUGGGAGGAGAGGACUUUGACAACCGCAUGGUCACCCACUUUGUGGAGGAGUUCAAGAGGAAACACAAGAAGGACAUCAGCCAGAACAAGAGAGCCUUGAGGAGGCUGCGCACGGCUUGUGAGAGGGCCAAGAGGACCCUGUCCUCCAGCUCCCAGGCCAGCAUCGAGAUCGACUCUCUGUUCGAGGGCAUCGACUUCUACACCUCCAUCACCAGGGCUCGCUUUGAGGAGCUGUGCUCCGACCUGUUCAGAGGAACCUUGGAGCCGGUGGAGAAAGCUCUGAGGGACGCCAAAAUGGAUAAGGGCCAGAUCCACGACGUGGUCCUGGUGGGAGGCUCCACCAGAAUCCCCAAGAUCCAGAAACUGCUGAAGGACUUCUUCAACGGCCGGGAGCUGAACAAGGGUAUCAACCCGGACGAGGCGGUGGCUUACGGCGCCGCUGUCCAGGCUGCCAUCCUAAUGGGAGACACCUCGGGGAACGUUCAGGACCUGCUGCUGCUGGACGUGACUCCUCUGUCCCUGGGGAUCGAGACGGCCGGAGGAGUGAUGACGGCUCUGAUCAAACGCAACACCACCAUCCCCACCAAACAGACCCAGGUGUUCAGCACCUACUCUGACAACCAGCCUGGGGUCCUGAUCCAGGUCUACGAAGGGGAGAGAGCCAUGACCAAGGACAACAACCUGCUGGGCAGGUUUGAGCUGACGGGAAUCCCACCUGCUCCGCGAGGGGUCCCGCAGAUCGAGGUCACCUUCGACGUGGACGCCAACGGCAUUCUGAACGUGUCUGCGGUGGACAAAAGCACCGGCAAAGAGAACAAGAUCACCAUCACCAACGACAAGGGCCGUCUGAGCAAGGAGGAGAUCGAGAAGAUGGUGCAGGACGCUGAUAAGUACAAAGCUGAGGACGAGCUGCAGAGGGACAAAAUAGCUGCCAAGAACUCCCUGGAGUCCUACGCUUUCAACAUGAAGAGCAGCGUGGAGGACGAGAGCUUGAAAGGCAAAAUCAGCGAGGAGGAGAAGAAGAAGGUGAUUGAGAAGUGUAAGGAGACCAUCAGCUGGCUGGAGAACAACCAGCUGGCUGAGAAAGACGAGUACCAACACCAGCAGAAAGAGCUGGAGAAAGUGUGCAACCCCAUCAUCAGCAGGUUGUAUCAGGGAGGGAGGCCCACUGGUACUUGUAGAGAACAGGCAGGAGCCCACACCCAGGGACCCACUAUUGAGGAGGUGGACUGAAGGGGUUCUUCAUGUGGACUCUCCUCUGCUGGACUGUUAGGAUGUAACUGGAACUGUUUGAAACCCAGAGUCCUUCAGGAAUGAACAUGAGUGAUUACAUGUAAAUACGUCUCCCAUCACUGUUUAUGAUCCGCUGAUUAAAUGUAUUCAACACAAAAACCUCAAAUAUGGAACAAUGUUCCACUCUUUUCUAUUCUGAAUUAUUUUGUUGUUUCUAAAUAUGAUGGAACAUCUGAAUGUAGUUUUCAUCUAUAACUUGUUGGACAUUUGUUGGAAGAUUUGUACAUAAAUUAUCAUUGCUUAGUUUAAAAAGGUUCUUUAUCUGUUUGAUUUACCAUUAAAAGACAUUUUCCUUUUA